AUGGCAGAAACAAAACCAAAACCAUGGAUUCUCAAUGCCUUUGCCAUGUUCUCACCUGGUCACUUAGCUCCUGGGCUAUGGAAACAUCCCCGCGAUCAAGCCGGCGACUUUGCGAAUCUUGAUUACUGGAUCAACCUCGCAAAAAUCCUAGAAGAAGGAAAAUUCCACGGCUUGUUUCUCGCUGAUCAUCUCGGAAUCUACGAUGUAUACAAGGGUCCUGCAAAUCGUGAACCGGCUCUUCUCUCGGGUGCUCAAUUCCCAAUUGGGGAUCCAUUCCUUCUGAUAUCUGCCAUGGCAUCCGUCACGAAGUCACUGGGUUUCGGCGUCACGGCAUCCACUACCUACGAACUAUCGCCCUAUGCUCUAGCUCGCAAAUUCUCCACACUGGAUCACCUCACACGGGGCCGAAUUGGCUGGAAUAUUGUGACCUCUUUCCUUGACAGUGCAGCAAAAGCAUACGGACUUGAUGAACAGAUUCCGCAUGAUGAACGCUAUGCCCGUGCCGAUGAGUAUUUGGAGCUUACUUACAAGUUGUGGGAAGGAACGUGGCAGGAUGGAGCUGUAAAGAAGGACCCUGAGACAAAGGUUUACAGUAAUCCUUCGCAAGUUCGGGGAAUCGAACAUAAUGGGAAAUACUUCAAGAGCACCGCCGCGAACCAGCUUCCUCCGUCCAAGCAACGAACACCCCUUCUCUUUCAGGCCGGUGCAUCAUCAGCCGGAAAGAAAUUCGCCGCCAACCAUUCCGAAGUAAUGUUUCUUCCUGGUCUCGAACCCGAAAAGACAAGAAUAAUCGUCGACGACAUGAGAAAACAACUAAUCGAAGUCGGCCGUAAACCCGACAGCAUCAAAUUCGUCGCCGGCAUGCUUGUCGUCGUCGACGAAACAGACGAAAAAGCCCAAGCCAAAUAUGAAGAAUACCUCUCUUACGCCGAUUUUGAAGGAACCGCCACCUUAUUUGGCGGCUGGACGGGGGCUGAUUUAUCCAAAUUCGAGGACGACGAGGACUUUGCCUUUACAUCCGUGGCGGGUAUUCAAUCCUUGAUUCAGAGUUGGUCCAAAACGAUCCCCAACUCGAAUGGAUUGAAAUGGACGAAACGCCGUAUAUUGCAAGAAUUGAGUCUAGGAGGUGUGCAUCCGCGUGCUGUUGGGUCACCGAGUACGGUGGCAGAUAUCUUGCAGCGAUGGGUUGAUGUUGCCGACGUGGACGGGUUCAAUUUUUCAUAUACCGUCUCCCCGGGAACGUUCGAGGAUAUGAUUAAGUAUCUUUGGCCGGAGUUGAGGAAAAGAGGUGUUAUCUGGGAUGAUUAUGAGGUGCCGGGCGGUGCGACAAGGGAGAAUUAUUUCAUGGAUGGGAAAGGGCCGAGGGUUCGUGAGGAUCAUCCUGCGAAGAAGUUUGUGUGGAAGUAG
This is a messenger RNA of Talaromyces stipitatus ATCC 10500, 1407 nucleotides long. RefSeq lists its product as uncharacterized. NCBI's taxonomy places the organism in Eukaryota, Fungi, Ascomycota, Eurotiomycetes, Eurotiales, Trichocomaceae. Bases 1 to 1407 code for a protein of 468 amino acids. The transcript is spliced from 6 exons. The record is from RefSeq and is a predicted model, not a curated record. Gene Ontology annotation, molecular function: oxidoreductase activity, acting on paired donors, with incorporation or reduction of molecular oxygen; monooxygenase activity.